Mycotypha africana is the source of this 1236-nucleotide messenger RNA. RefSeq names its product 26S protease regulatory subunit 6B. Bases 1 to 1236 code for a protein of 411 amino acids. Gene Ontology annotation, biological process: proteasome-mediated ubiquitin-dependent protein catabolic process. Lineage: Eukaryota; Fungi; Mucoromycota; Mucoromycetes; Mucorales; Mycotyphaceae. Gene Ontology annotation, cellular component: proteasome regulatory particle, base subcomplex. The transcript is spliced from 3 exons. Gene Ontology annotation, molecular function: proteasome-activating activity; ATP hydrolysis activity; ATP binding. The record is from RefSeq and is a predicted model, not a curated record.
AUGGAAGAAAUUGGAAUUCAUAUUAAACCUGAGACUAAGGAACCAACCACCAUUCCUUCGAAAGUUGGUCAAAUUGAAGAGUUAUCAGAGAACGAUCUAUACAUUAAACUGAAGAAACUUCAACGAGAACUUGAGUUCAUUGAACUUCAAGAGGAAUACAUCAAAGACGAGCAAAAGAAUUUGAAGAGAGAGUUAGUAAGAGCGCAAGAAGAAGUAAAGAGAAUCAAAUCAGUACCGCUUGUUCUUGGUCAAUUCCUCGAACCUAUUGAUCAACACACCGGUAUCGUCGGUUCAACCACCGGUUCCAAUUAUGUUGUUCGUAUUCUCAGUACCAUUGAUCGCGAAUUAUUAAAACCAAGUUCUUCAGUUGCCUUACACCGUCAUUCUAACGCUCUUGUCGAUGUUUUACCACCUGAAGCCGAUAGCAGCAUUGCCCUUUUAGGGGCUGAUGAAAAACCAGAUGUCGCCUACUCUGAUGUAGGUGGUUUAGAUAUUCAAAAACAAGAAAUCAGAGAAGCAGUAGAAUUACCCCUGACACAUUUCGAUCUUUACCGUCAAAUCGGUAUUGAUCCACCUCGUGGUGUGUUAUUAUACGGUCCACCUGGUACGGGUAAAACUAUGUUGGUCAAAGCAGUAGCGCAUCACACAACAGCUAGUUUUAUCCGUGUGAACGGUUCCGAAUUCGUACAGAAAUAUCUUGGUGAAGGCCCACGUAUGGUCCGUGAUGUCUUUAGAUUAGCUCGUGAAAAUUCACCUUCUAUUGUCUUUAUUGAUGAAAUUGAUGCAAUUGCGACAAAGCGUUUUGAUGCACAGACAGGUGCCGACAGAGAAGUACAGCGUAUUUUGCUUGAAUUGCUGAAUCAAAUGGAUGGUUUCGAUCAAACAUCAAAUGUUAAAGUUAUUAUGGCGACAAAUCGUGCAGAUACUUUGGAUCCUGCUUUAUUACGUCCUGGCCGUUUGGAUAGAAAGAUUGAAUUCCCAACACCUGAUCGUCGUCAGAAACGUCUCAUUUUCCAAACUAUUACAUCAAAGAUGAAUUUAUCUGAGGAAGUGGAUUUAGAAGAAUUCAUUUCUCGACCUGACAAGUUGUCUGGUGCCGAAAUCGCAGCCAUUUGUCAAGAAGCUGGUAUGCACGCUGUUAGAAAGAAUCGUUAUGUUAUUUUAAGUAAAGACAUUGAGAAGGGUUAUAAAGCUAAUGUGAAGAAGGAGGAUUCUAACUUUGAUUUUUAUAAAUAA